GACGCUGUUUUUGGCGGCAUUUCCACACGACCUGGUCACGAAAAUCAACUCUUCUCCUCCCCAAACACCCCGUAAUGCCAAGCGCAUGUGACUCUGUCCAUUAUCAGUUUCUUGAGUUUCAUGAAUUUAGAAAUCGGGAUCCCGUUUCUGCACUCAACUCAUCCCAACUUUCCAAUAUGCUCUGCCACCCUCUAGCCGCUACAGUCGGCAGCAUCCAAAAAUGAUCGCAUACAAAAGCCUACCAUGCGCUGCCAUGCCCUUCAUCCUCUCAUCCCAUCCCUUCCUACCUGCUUCCACCUUCCCUUCUCCGGUAUCCCUACGGAUUCGCUCUCUCGUAUGCCGCCAUACUCCCGGCUGGUCUUACCUUUCUUUCGCCUCUCUUUUCACUUUCUCUCUACCCGUGCUUCGCCAUGGGAAAGAGGGCGCUUCCUGCCGCCGACGCAGAGGAGCACCAGCACUGGACUCGGCCUAUCCUCUGCGAUGAGACCCGAGCGAGGCUCGAGCACUUUCGAAGCUUCGGACACCUUCCUCCAAACUUCAAGCCUAAAACACUUCAGGGUAUCGCCGUAGUGGAGAGAUAUUGGCGCAGGUACUGCGACCACCUAGGAGUAAACUAUGUGGAACAUCUCACUACAGAGGACCCCCCAGUUUAUAUGAGCUUCUUUGAUUGGAUGUACGAGUCUUCUAAGAAGAAGAAGUUACAAUCAUACGACGAGUAUUGGAGGCGAUUGAACCAGUACUUUACUCUCUUCACCCGCCAUCCAAUGAGUAACCACGUUCAUCAACAAAUACGACGGUUCCUUGAACAUGUAUUCCCGGCCGAACGCGAGAUUUCAAGGCGUGCCAAGAGCAAGCAUACUCUGACAAUUGAGGAAUAUGGACUUUUCCAGAGGUAUCUGUGGAAAUAUUCCUUCUAUUUCCGCUGCGGCAACAUGCUCGUUCAGCAAUCCACAAUUAUGCUGUGGUCUUCAAUCACGGGAACUCGACCUGGCGUGCUUCUGCCGGACAACUGUAGUCCUGACGCUUCAUCUCGGAACGAUGAAGACCAGCAAAUCACUAUUGCACCGAAACCGAAGAGACGGAAGCCGAACCAAACUUUCGUUAGCGAUCUGCCGGAGUAUGUCUCCAUUGAUCCCUCCCCAAAAACCGUUUGUUGGGAGGAUAUCGAACUCUUCUACCUCAGAAAUCCAGAAGGCGGUAGAGACGUCCCGUGCGCAAUUAUUACCUUCCGGAAUUUGAAGGGCAGACCAGAAGGCUCCGACGGAACACGAUUCUUCAUGCAUUGCGACUACCUGCUGACAUAUUGCCCGAUCUUGCACAUCGUGGCGAUGGCGUUCCGCGACGGGGCCUUCGAAAACGAACGACUAACACCAGAACUUUUCUGGCGACUUCGAGUCCCGAAACACAAACUGAAACUUCCAGUUCUCCGUCGCAUGAAGCAAGCUCCUUACGGCUAUGAAGUAGACCAGUUCCUGCCGAUGAAGUACGACUCCAGUAAUAGCGCACUGAAGCAUAUCGGAGAAGGGCUAGGGUACGAGGACCUACCAACUCAUUAUAACUUUCGACGCUGGGCUGCAAACGCUGUUAAUCGUAAUUACACCGAGGCGGAGCGCAUGAGGGUCCUCGGUCAAUCUGGGAAUCGCGUUUUUGAGAAACACUAUCAAAGCGACUUCAUCGGUGGUCUCCAACAUGUUGUCUUGGUACGGCCGUCACAGACGGCUCUAUGCAAUGAAGCGCGGAAGUGUAGGAACAGAGAUCCUCUAGCGCCAAAAGCACUCAGCGGCGAGCAGCUCAAAGUCGUCCGUGGGGAUUCUCGGAUUCUCCAACUAAGACAAGAGAGAAUCGAACUAAAGAACGAGAUGCGAUUAUUAGCGGGGACCGUAGAGGCUGCUAGAGAUCUGUAUCCGGAGCUUCACCAGAAACACGACCGGGUCUGCAAGAGGAUGCAUAGCGAAAGGAAGAGACUCCUUCGGGAAGCCAAGGAGAAGAUGAGGGAGGACUACUACGAUAGCAUACCAAUAAUCGAAGUCGACAAGCAGAUCGACCAACUCCUAGAUAACCCAGGCGUAGACUCUUCGGAUGGUGAGAACGACGAUGAUGACUCGGACCCCCCGCCUCCCAAAUACGUGUUUCAGGAGCGUGCACGUCUUGUGGACGCCUUCUACGGGCCGGACGCUGACACGCUUGAUGGCGAACAGGACAUCGGCCGACGGAUCCAGGUCACAAAGGACAUGAUCGCACUUUGCGGGCUUUGGGAGCCGACCCGCCGAGGGAAGAGGUUCGACUGGAACAAGGAUAACGAAGACAUGGUUGAUAACGUCAUGAAGACAAAGCAGGAGCAGGACUCCAGUCCAUGUCUCGACGAAACGAAAUGUCCCACUGACGUUUGUAUCAUAUGCCCAAAAUUGCAUAGACGCAGGUUCCAGCGCAUGGAUUCGUUAAGACGUCACCUAAUAAAUCAACACCUGAGUCAUCUGCCUGAAGCCUUCCUAAACCAUAUUGCCACGGUCCACGAUUACGACGUUAAGAUUGGAUCCCAUUUCUUUGAGCGUUUCUGUCGCACGCAGCAAAUAGGCGGGAAUAGAAGACCUUCGACCGAGGAUUCGAGUGCAGAGUCCUUAGAAGGUUUAUCGAUCGACGGAAUAGCCCCAAGCACGACAGUGACGGCGAUGACGGAUUCUGAAUCAACACCGUCGUCGCCGCCGUAUAUAGAUAUUCUUGAAAGGAUUGACCCAAUCAUCCUGAAGGAGGGAAAUGCGGAGUCGAAAGGCUAA
Messenger RNA from Eremomyces bilateralis CBS 781.70, 2774 nucleotides. RefSeq lists its product as uncharacterized. The record is from RefSeq and is a predicted model, not a curated record. NCBI's taxonomy places the organism in Eukaryota, Fungi, Ascomycota, Dothideomycetes, Eremomycetales, Eremomycetaceae. The coding region runs from base 411 to 2774 and encodes 787 amino acids. The transcript has 7 exons.